This is a messenger RNA of Medicago truncatula (barrel medic), 2100 nucleotides long. RefSeq names its product DEAD-box ATP-dependent RNA helicase 38. The transcript is spliced from 8 exons. The coding region runs from base 185 to 1660 and encodes 491 amino acids. Lineage: Eukaryota; Viridiplantae; Streptophyta; Magnoliopsida; Fabales; Fabaceae. Gene Ontology annotation, molecular function: RNA helicase activity; ATP binding; nucleic acid binding. The record is from RefSeq and is a predicted model, not a curated record.
UUUUUGACUAUCGGUGCAUUGAACACGAAUCCCUUUUAAGAUUUGAAUGUGCUUUCUUUUGACGCAACAUUUAUUACCCCCAAGUCGCGAACACUCCUCAACAGUAACAGUAUUACAGUAACACACAUCGCAGAACCUCUCCUUCCUCCGUAACCCUAACCCACCGGAGCUUCAACUCUUCACCAUGUCAGAACCUUCCACCACCUCUCCUCCACCGCCUACAACCAAAAGCUGGGCCGAUCAAGCCGAUGAAGAAACCAAUCAAACCUCCACCUCCGCCGCCGACGAAACAUCUUCCCUCAACGUCAAUGAAUUAACCAUCGACGAAGAAAACAAAUCCCUUUCUAAAUCUCUAGACGAUCCCGACGACUCCAACAUUACAGCGGUUACAGCUGGAGACACUCCUUACACAUCCGCGACGACCUUCGAAGAAUUAUCUCUCUCGCCGGAGCUUUUGAAGGGAUUAUAUGUGGAGAUGAAGUUUGAAAAACCUAGCAAAAUUCAAGCUAAGAGUUUGCCCAUGAUUCUUAAUCCUCCACAUAGGGAUUUGAUUGCUCAAGCACAUAAUGGUUCUGGAAAAACUACUUGUUUUAAUCUUGGGAUGCUUAGUAGGGUUGAUCCCAAUUUGCAAGCUCCUCAAGCUCUAUGUAUUUGUCCUACUAGAGAGUUGGCUAUUCAGAACAUUGAGGUUCUCCGUAAGAUGGGGAAGUACACGGGGAUUAGCUCAGAAUGUGCAGUUCCUAUGGACAGAAGAGAUUCAAUUCCGGUAAUGAAAAGGGCGCCUAUUAUGGCUCAGGUUGUUAUUGGUACUCCUGGCACAAUGAAGAAUUUGAUUACUUAUAAGAAACUUGGAGUGACAAAAUUGAAGAUUCUCGUUUUUGACGAGGCGGAUCAAAUGCUUGCUGAGGAUGGAUUUAGAGAUGAUUCUCUGAGAAUAAUAAAAGAAAUAGAGAAAUUCAAUUCAAGCUGUCAGGUUCUUCUGUUUUCUGCUACAUUUAAUGAAACUGUCAAGAAUUUUGCUACAAGGGUUGUUGGGAAAAAGGAGCAUAAUGAACUUUUUGUGAAGAAAGAGGAGCUAUCUUUAGAUGCAGUAAAACAGUACAAAGUUCUUGUUCCUGAUGAGCUUGUUAAAAUUGACGUGAUUAAAAAUUAUAUAUUUGAACUAGGAGAGAAUGUGGGGCAAACUAUUAUAUUUGUGCGCACUAGAAAUAGUGCAAAAAUGUUGCACAAAGCUCUUGUUGAUUUAGGCUAUGAGGUCACUUCCAUACAAGGUGCUCUUGACCAUGUUGAUAGAGACAAAAUCGUCAAAGAGUUCAAAGAUGGUUUGACUCAGGUUCUUAUAUCGACUGAUGUUCUUGCCCGUGGCUUUGAUCAGCAACAGGUUAAUUUGGUUAUAAACUAUGAUCUUCCACUGAAGUACGCUGCUGAGUACACCCAUGGCCAUGAACAAGAGCCUGAUUAUGAGGUGUAUUUGCACAGGGUUGGUAGGGCUGGGCGAUUUGGGCGCAAGGGGGCUGUAUUUAACCUGAUAUGUGGUGAAAGGGAUGAAAAGACCUUGUCAAAGAUUGAAAAACAUUUUGGCACCUAUAUAAAAGAGGUGAAAGACAGAAGUGUUGAAGAUUAUAAAGUUGCUCUUAAAGAAGCUGGUUUACUGUUUUGAAUCUGUAAAAGUUGAAGGAUCUUGUAAGCUGUGUUGGUCUCCUGAAUUUCUGGAUUACAGCAUAUCUAUGCCACACUUUGAUGAAUUAUUUUGCAUGGAUAUACAGUCUGGUUUAAGUUUUGGUGAUGGAGAGUUUGGCUUCAAUGUUUAUUAUGGUAUGGACGCUGCUUUGCUGUCUUCAGUUUCGAGUUCAAAUGUGCGGACAAACUUUGGACUAGCUUUUUUAUCUCCCUUUUUCGUUGUUGAAAGAAUCCAUGGUAUACUAGUAUAUUCUGUAUGAGUGGUUUAUGCGGAUAAAUUUUGGGAGUUGAGACAACAGUAAUUUAAAAACAAAAAUGUUACUCCCUUCGUCUCAUUUUAGGCGUUCUUUUAAGUUUUGCAAAGUUUAUAAGAUAAUGAUUAUUUGUGUUGAUUUCACUAUUAAAAAAGUUUCACUUUAA